Molecule: messenger RNA, 1331 nt
Organism: Marmota monax (woodchuck)
Lineage: Eukaryota; Metazoa; Chordata; Mammalia; Rodentia; Sciuridae
Gene: Scn4b
Product: sodium voltage-gated channel beta subunit 4
Exons: 5
Coding region: 213-899 (228 amino acids)
Biological process (GO): regulation of ventricular cardiac muscle cell membrane repolarization; regulation of sodium ion transmembrane transporter activity; cardiac muscle cell action potential involved in contraction
Cellular component (GO): voltage-gated sodium channel complex; membrane
Molecular function (GO): sodium channel regulator activity; transmembrane transporter binding
Source: RefSeq, a predicted model, not a curated record
CGCAGCCGGCUCCAGGAGGCGGGCGAGCGCGCCUCCCUCUUCUUUUCCUUCCCCCUCCUCCGCUCUCUGCCAGCUAACUUUUCCCGAGCCCGGACCCGCGGCGCAGAGCUCCCAGGCAGCUGCGGGGCCGACUGCCGACCUCGGGCUGAGAGCGCGGUGGUGCCCAGUAUCCCAUCCCUGCGCCCUCGGCGCGCUCCGGAGAGAACAGGACCAUGUCCCGGGCUGGAGACCGAGGCAAAGCCCUGGCGAGAUGGCUGGGCACUGGGCUUUUGGGUCUCCUCCUGCUCCCCAUGUCCCUGUCGCUGGAGGUGUCUGUGGGAAAGGCCACUACCAUCUAUGCUGUCAAUGGCACGGAGAUCCUGCUGCCUUGCACCUUCUCCAGCUGCUUUGGCUUCGAGAACCUCCGCUUCUGGUGGACCUACAAUAGCACUGACAUAUUCAAGCUUCUCAUAGAUGGAACUGUGAAGAAUGAGAAGUCCGACCCUAGGGUGAAGUUGAAAGGUGAUGACCGCAUCACUCUGGAGGGCACCACUAAGGAGAAGAUGAACAACAUUUCCAUUCUGCUGAGGAGCCUGGAGUUCAGCGACACAGGCAAAUAUACCUGUCAUGUGAAAAACCCCAAGGAGAAUGACCUGCAGCACCAGGCCACCAUCUUCCUCCAAGUUGUUGAUAAAUUGGAAGAAGUGGACAACACAGUGACAGUCAUCAUCCUGGCCGUGGUGGGUGGAGUCAUUGGACUCCUCAUCUUCAUCUUGCUGCUAAAGAAGUUCAUCACUUUUGUCCUCAAGAAGACCCGGGAGAAAAAGAAGGAGUGUCUUGUGAGUUCCUCUGGGAAUGACAACACGGAGAACGGGUUGCCUGGCUCCAAGGCAGAAGAGAAACCACCCACAAAAGUCUGAGGCCCUGCUUCAGGCCAAGCAGCUGCAGGGGGCCUGGCUUUCUGAUCCUGACACUGAAGCUUGAGCCCGUCCGUCUGUAGAACCCACGUGCCUGAGACAUCUGCUGCUUGGCUCAAACUGUAGUCCUCCCGGGCAGGGAGAAACCAGUGUCCUGCCCAGCCUGCCCCACACCCUCCCCAGCCAGGGCUUCCCAGGGACAAGGACUGGCCAGGGAAGGGGGCCUGUGAAAAGUUCAGGAAAGGGAAAGGCGGGGCUGGUCCCCCGACACCUGGGAAGAUGGGGGCUCUUUCUGGCUCCCCCCACUGAGUGAGCAGGACCUUGAUUUUCCUUCUGAUUUCUCCUCAAGAGGGACUUGGGGGAUCAGUGAGCCUGCCCCAAAAACUGGACCUUGGAGCCUUGUGUGGGGAACAAACCCUUUUGGGUGGGAGGGGG